AUGGAAGAAUAUAAACUAAAAAGAUAUACUGAUUUCGAUAGAUAUAAUUAUUAAGAAGAAUAAAAUGAAAAGAAGGGCAAUCAGCUUUAGAAUUAUUUCUAGAAGAUGCAAAAAUUCAGAGAUGUAGAAGAUAAAAAUUAAUAAAUCAAUGAUAAAUACCAGAAAGAGAGGAAUGGAAGAGAGAUUAAUAAACUGAUAACAAAAACAAAUACAGAAAUGGGUUCAACUAAGUAUUCUAAGGCUAGAAUUUUAUCAAAUUUUGAAGAUAAUUAAGAAAUGUUGCCAUAAAAAAAAGAAUUAGCAUAGUCUAAAUCAGCUUUGAUAUUAACAAAAAAGUAAAAUAAUGUAGAUCAAUAAAUAUAUGAUCAACUAACCAGGUUUAAUGUUUCGCCUCAUAAAAGUCACUAAAACUUAUCUCUACCUCGUAUUUAAAAUGGGAAUUAAGUUCCUACUCAUAAAACAUCUAAGUCUAAUUUUACAACACCAAAAAGCUAUCACGAUAUUUAAGGAAACUUUUAAAAUGCUUAUUAGAAAUAAUCUUAGCUUCAAGCAGAUUACUAAAAAUAAAGAGAUAGAAGAAUACAAAUGAGCGAGGGAUAAUUAAAUAAAAUAUAUUAGAACUAAAGGGAUCCUAGGUAUUUGCCUUAUGAUUAAGUCUAUGGCUAUUAUCCCCCUUUUUUUAACUAAAAUUUGUAUCAUAAGUAAAAAGAAGAUGAAGAAUUUAAAAAAAAGUUGAUAAAUCAAAAUGAAAAAUUAAUGUAAAUGUUCGAGUAAAUGCAGCGCAAUCAUAAAGAGGAAAUUAGUAUCCUUAAGCUUAGAGAAAAACAUACUCUCAAAAUGAUUAAAUAAUAAUAAGAAUAGAUUGAUCUCUAAAAUAGAAAAAUUGAAGAAAGAGAUCUCCCUCCUCCUAAUUUUUUCUUAGCCCCACUACAUUUCUGA
Tetrahymena thermophila SB210 is the source of this 939-nucleotide messenger RNA. RefSeq lists its product as hypothetical. The record is from RefSeq and is a predicted model, not a curated record. The transcript has a single exon. NCBI's taxonomy places the organism in Eukaryota, Ciliophora, Oligohymenophorea, Hymenostomatida, Tetrahymenidae.